AUGGAGAAGGGAUUCGGUGGCGAUCCGUCCUCCUCAUCCUCAGAUGGCGAGGAAGACGAGGAUGAUGACAGACGCAAAAACAGCAUCAAGCGCAUCAACGAUUUGUAUAAUCACGGCCAGAAACAAAAGGGCUAUUCACAGCCGCUGGAUCAUGGGGCAGCAGCCGGGGUCCGGAUCAAGAUCCCGGGUGGGAUGCCACCCACCGCCAAGGCCUACAACAUAUCUGAUGAAAUACCCACACGGAACCUUAACCCUGAUUCUGUGUACGACACUUCAUAUGGGCCUGACCCAAACACGGUUUUCAGAGAUCGGCUUUUGGGAAGGAAUGAAAUUGGGAAAAGGGCCGACGAGAGCGUGAAGAGAAAGAAAAUGAAUGGAAAGAAAAUGGAUGGUGGUAGUGGCAGUGAGGUGGCGGUGGCGGCAAUUCACUCCUUGGGAGAGGGGUUUAUGAGAAUGGAGAAGGUGAAAAUGGAUAUGAGGAGGCAAAUUGAAGAAUUAGGAUGGAGAUGGAGCUCAAGAGGACCGAAAUGA
This is a messenger RNA of Striga asiatica, 531 nucleotides long. The record is from the annotation of a GenBank genome assembly. NCBI's taxonomy places the organism in Eukaryota, Viridiplantae, Streptophyta, Magnoliopsida, Lamiales, Orobanchaceae.